UUGUCGAUAACCAUAGGACGUAGAGGACUCUCUUUUCUUUUUAUGGAGAAGAAUAAUUUAUUUUGUUGACAAUUUGUUGCCGUUACUUAUUUAUCUUUUUUUAGCUGCUUCUUGUAUCCUGAAAUAAGAUCUGUGGACAUUUUAUUAUGUUUUAUAUUUUGUCUCGUAAGUUAAUGUUGUUAUUGCUUAAUACAGGAUAUUUUGUUACCAUCUUCAAUUGCUCAGAAAGAGAGACGAAAAUAACGUUGAAAGUUUAUGUAAUCAUGUGGAUCUUUCUACCUGUGCUCAAAUUUAUCAUUUCCAAAUUUAUUGGAAUUAUGAGAAGUAUUAUGAAGUUAUUUAUUCCGUUGAAAUAUCAAAUGAAGGACAUUUCUGGCGAGAUUGCUCUCGUCACAGGUGCUGCCGGAGGUCUUGGAAGAGCAAUAGCCAUCGGUUUAGCUAAUCAUGGUGUCAUCGUUGUCAUUUGGGACAUCAAUCAGAACGGUAUCGAAGAAACGAUGGAAUUGAUAAAAGCAGCGGGUGGUACUUGUUACGGAUACGUUUGCGAUGUUCGUAAUCGCGAUGAUAUUUACAAAACGGCUGAAAUUGUUAGAGAAGAAGUUGGUCAGGUAACUAUUUUGAUUAAUAAUGCAGGUGUGAUAAAUAUUGGAAUUUUCUGGAAGACAUCGGAUGAUCUUCUUAGUCGUUUAAUGGAAGUAAAUAUUAUGAGUCAAUUUUGGAAUCUUUUCCAGACUGUCAAAGCUUUCCUUCCGGCAAUGAUAGAAAGCAACACAGGCCAUAUUGUGAAUAUAGCGAGUAUAGCAGGUCUAUUUGGAUGUUACCGAGCCGUAGAUUAUUGUGCGUCUAAGUAUUCAGUUGUUGGUUUCAGUGAAGCAUUACAAUUGGAAUUAGACUUUCAUGGACAUGACGUUAGCAUUACAUCAGUAUGUCCGACGUUCAUUCUCAAUACGGGCAUACCUGCAGCUAAAUUCUCUGGGCAUCUUCCAACUGUUAUUCCGCAAGAUGUUGCUGAAUGUACUGUUACUUCCAUUCGAUCUAAUAGGAAAUUUGUUUUGGUGCCAAAUUACAUGUACUUCCUACUAUUUAUGAAAUGGAUAGUACCACAUCGUUUCUAUUCUAAAGUAUUGAGAUAUUUAAUGCCGAUGGAUCGAACUGAAUUUUAUCCAAUAGAAAGUCAAGAAAAAUAUAAAACACAUUUUUCAAACGCAAGUAAUGUCAUUGCGUCAUGAGCACUAGGCAUGUUCACUUAAUUUUUGCGAAAGAUAUCAUGUACUGAUAUUUAAAUAUUUCUAUAUGAAUAUAUGGAUUAUCAAACAAGAAUAAAGAAUAGAAUCAUCAA
Vespa mandarinia (Asian giant hornet) is the source of this 1339-nucleotide messenger RNA. RefSeq names its product estradiol 17-beta-dehydrogenase 11-like. Gene Ontology annotation, molecular function: oxidoreductase activity, acting on the CH-OH group of donors, NAD or NADP as acceptor. The record is from RefSeq and is a predicted model, not a curated record. NCBI's taxonomy places the organism in Eukaryota, Metazoa, Arthropoda, Insecta, Hymenoptera, Vespidae. Gene Ontology annotation, cellular component: lipid droplet.